ACCAAGGGGGAAGGUUGAAUCUCAGAAGACCAAUCGUGUUCGUUGUUUGUUAGAUGACGUGUUCUCGCAUGUCAGAUCACAUAUUGGCAUUAUUAGAUUCGGGGGCUACAAAAAGUGUGACUGGGGAGAAGUGUUGGAGGAUUUUAAGAGGAACUGAUCGGAGUUCUACUUAACCCAAUCUGCCUUCCAAAAUGAUUGUGUUCCCCCUAGUAUUUGCGCUGAACACAAUUUUCUGCAGUGCUCAACUUAUCACAAAAUUCCAAGUGUGCUCGCGUUCAGAUCCUGAUAUCAACAGCUGCCUCAAGUCCGCAGUCGUAAAUGCACUUCCUGUCUUGAAAGACGGAGUAAACGAAUAUGGUCUCCUGUCACUCGAGCCAAUCACGCUUGAAAGAUUCGUAGUUAAAGCGGUGCCUCCAACGCAUUUUGACCAGGUCUACACCAACAUCAAAGUCUACGGUUACAUGUCUAGCCAAAUUGAAGAAGUCACCGCCCAAAUUACCGACGACAGCUUUUCGAUUACCAUAAAACCGUUCACCGAAAAGGUACAGAUAACUUCCGGCUACCAAUUCGACGGCGCCAUCUUCGGGGGUGUCGACGUCAGCAGUGCCGGACAAUGCAGUGCUACUAUCGUUAACAAGACGAUGACGAUUAAAUUUAGUGGAUCACCGAAAACCGUUGGGGGAGAGACAUACCUGGAAGCGAAGGGCAUCCAAAUAACCGACCCCAAGGCCGAAAAGGUUACGUUCACCUUUACCUCCGAAGACAAACCGGAGGCGGCAAGUUUGCUAACGAAAAGUUUUAACCAACACUGGGGUGUUAUAGCUACGGAUGAAUUACAAAAGACUAUGGGUGUUUAUUCUGCUGCGUUUCUAAAAGAGGCAAAUGUUGUUUUCUCAAAAAUUCCAUUUGAUACCUUAUUCCCAAAGUAAAUCUUUCAUUUAAAAACUUCUAUGUUCAUAAACUGUAAUGGACUCCACCAUGGUAUCGCUAAUGUGGUAAAAAUUAAAAGUAAUUUUAAUCACAA
Messenger RNA from Photinus pyralis (common eastern firefly), 1024 nucleotides. RefSeq names its product protein takeout-like. Bases 192 to 929 code for a protein of 245 amino acids. The record is from RefSeq and is a predicted model, not a curated record. The transcript is spliced from 6 exons. Lineage: Eukaryota; Metazoa; Arthropoda; Insecta; Coleoptera; Lampyridae.